Closterium sp. Yama58-4 is the source of this 2259-nucleotide messenger RNA. The record is from the annotation of a GenBank genome assembly. Lineage: Eukaryota; Viridiplantae; Streptophyta; Zygnematophyceae; Desmidiales; Closteriaceae.
AUGGAGUCGCCGAGCUUGUCGCCUCGUUGGCGCGUCGUCAAUCGCGCUGAGUCCCUCGUAUCGUCCCUUCGCCGUGUCGCGUCGAAUCUAACGUUCAGCUGGGUGAAUCCCCUCGUCGCUCUUGGCGCUCGACGCCAGUUGUCGCCCGGAGAUUUGCUGCCUCUGCCUGCUGACGUGGAGCCGCGUGUGUGCGGGCUGCUCCUUUGGACGAAAUGGGAGGAGGAACGAGCAGCAGGCGACGCAGUGCGCGCAUCACGCGGAGACGGUCAGACGAGUGACGUGCGGAGAGAACCGUCUCAGUCGGACGGAGAUUCCCUAAUAGACGGGCCGUCGUCGCGUGAACGGCGCAGGCGCAGCGCGCAGCGAGGCGCGCCGUCGUUGCUGCGAUGCCUGGUGGCCAUAUUCGGCGCGGAGUACCUCUUGAUCGGCGGCAUCAAGCUGGUGAACGAUGCGCUGGCCUUCGCGGGGCCACUGCUGCUGCACCAACUCGUGUCCGUGCUUGACGGCCCUCCUACCCUCACCCUGCAUCACGAAUCCCAGUCCUCCUCGACGCACGGUACUCACAUAUCCUCCUUCACAUCUUCACAUCUUCAACUCGCAUCCUCCUUCACAUUCUCCCCUUUCCCCACCCCCUUUGAUCGCCUCUCGCUUGUUUCCCGUCGCCUCCCCGUUGACCCACUCAUCGUCUGCAUCAAAGCCGGCCGUCCCAUGCAUGAAAGUCACAGAGCACAGGUGUCUGCCCCCACCAGCCGCCCGCACAGUGCACUGCCUCCUGCCCCCUCUUCCCUCCAUGUGCCUGCCCACUCUCCGUGCUGUCAGGGCCUGCCGCGCCCUCCACGCCGUGGUGGUACGGCCUUGCAUGUGCGCUCGCCAUCGGUGCCACCUCCGCGCUCAGGUGUGCCCACUCUCCCUCCUCCCACUGCUUCAGCGGCCUUCCUAGGCGCGCACUACUCGUACCGCCUGGCGCGCAUGGGCCUCAAGCUGCGCGCCGCCAUCGCCACCUGCGUCUUCGCCAAGGUGCUGGCAGUGAGCGCAGCGCAGAGGGGGUCGUUUGAGGGUGGCGAGGUGCAGACGCUCAUGAGUGUGGACGCGGACAGGCUUGUCAACCUCGUCAUGUCGCUGCACGACCUCUGGGGUCUGCCCCUGCAGAUCCUAGUGGCGCUGCUGCUGCUCUACUGGCAGGUGAGCUACGCGUUUCUGGCCGGGCUGGCUGUCGUGCUGCUCCUCAUCCCAGUGAACCGAUGGCUGGCGGGGCGGAUAGGAGAGGCGAGCAAGCAGAUGAUGGCCAGCAAGGACGCCAGGGUGCAGGCGAUGCAGGAGCUAUUGGACCACGUGGCAGCAGUGCGUGCCAUGGCCAUGGAGGGCGCAUUGCUCCACCACAUCAACGCCGCCCGCCACCUCGAGCUCUCCGCCCUCGCAGUGCGCAAGUACCUGGACGCGUGGUGUGUGUACUUCUGGGCGUGCACGCCUGUGCUCUUCUCCCUCGCCACCUUCUCCUCGCUGCUCCUCCUCGGUCGUUCGCUCAACGCCCCCGUGGUGUUCACGAGUCUGGCGCUCUUCAACGUGCUGCUGGGGCCGCUCAACUCCUUCCCCUGGGUCAUCAACGGCAUCGUCGAGGCGCUCAUCUCUGUGAGGCGCCUGGAGGCGUUUCUCUGCAUCCCCACUCCACCCACUGCUGCCACCCUCGCCUCUGCCUUCACCACCCCCCCCGCCGCCUCAUCCCCUCCCACUGCUCCUCUUCCUACCACUCCACCUGCUGCCAACAGCAGCACCACCGGGUAUCACAACAGCACUCUGCUGCGCUCGCUCUUCCCCUUUCUCCUCCGCCUCCCCUCGUCGCCCCUGCCCGGCCACGCGCUCCCUGCACCCUCGCCUCUCGCAGCCCCCCUGCUGCGCCCCUCCCCUGCCCUGGUGAAUCAAGACGGAGCCUCACAGGCGUCUGAAAGUGAGGCCGAUGGUGGCACAGGUGGUGCUGCAGGGGAUGCAGUAGGGGUUGCUGCAGAGGGGGCCACUGCCACGAGCAGCAGUCAGGACUGUGCACUCCGCCUGGCUGCCACAGAUACCACCUGUGCAGCCAGUCCGUCCCCGCCACUAGCAGUGCACAUGAGGGUAGUGGAAGCAGGUACACCAGUGGUGGCAGCAGAGGGGGGAGCGGUGGGGGGGGCAGUGGGGAGAGCAGUGGAGGCAGCGGCAUUUCGCUGCACAGCAUAUGCCUGGGCGUGCCAGAGGGGGCUGUGGUGGCCAUCGUGGGCAAGGUGA